Messenger RNA from Penicillium lagena, 1056 nucleotides. RefSeq lists its product as uncharacterized. NCBI's taxonomy places the organism in Eukaryota, Fungi, Ascomycota, Eurotiomycetes, Eurotiales, Aspergillaceae. The coding region runs from base 1 to 1056 and encodes 351 amino acids. The record is from RefSeq and is a predicted model, not a curated record. The transcript is spliced from 3 exons.
AUGUCACAAUAUCGCACUAUACAACUCACUAUCAGCGUGGAAUGGCCGUUCACCAACCCGAUGACGCCACUCCGCCUUGCCCAGGUCCCGACCUCCACACCUUUAUUCGUUCCUCUUCCAACAACACCUCCAACUCAACCCGGGGAUAUUUCCUCCACCCUAGCCCUCUACUCUGAAUUCAAUGUGAUUCUCCGAAGACACAUGGCAAUGCCACCCCCGCGCGCCGCAGCUGCCGCCUUCUUCUCCCUCCACCCUGCGGCGCCCACGACCAUCGCAUCAUCACCCGGCAUCUCUCACGCCCAUGCCCACCACCGACCCCAAGCACACAGAAUCCAACUACACACACGACUACAUCCCCCAAUAUAUUAUUCUCAAACAACGCCAUUCUCAACAUCAACAUAUCGGCCCGCCACAGCCCACGAACCAAACUACUACGAGAUCCUGGAUAUCCCCAUAACCGCAACAGCAGGCGAGAUCAAAAAACAAUUCUACGCCCUCUCUCUGCGUCACCACCCAGACCGCAACCGCACCGACCCGAACGCCUCCCAGCGCUUCGCCCGCAUCUCCGCCGCGUACAACGUUCUCGGCAAAGCCUCCAGGCGCGCCUCCUAUGACCGCGAGCAUGGAUUCCAUCAUGCGCAGCAAUCACAUAGAUAUGGCUUCGGGGCAGGAGGAGGGAAGAAGAAGAAACAAGAAACAGACCCCGAAGACCCAACUGCGUUUAUAGACCGCAACCCGCUGGGCCAUUUCAAUGCACGCGGCCACUUCCGGACGCAAACUGCUGAAGAUGCGCGACGGCGCGAGCGCCGGUCAAGAGCUAGGGCUGCUGCUGCAGAGCAUCUUGCUUCUUCGGCGGGCGGGGCAGCCGGGGAUUUUGCGCUACGGUUUCUAGUUGUUUCAGGGAGUUUGAUGAUCGCGGGGGCGAUGACAGGUUUGCUGAAGUGGCCUGCUGGUUCAGGUUCUUCCGGUUCUGCUACUUCGCCCACGGGCACAGGCACCGGUGGCAAGAGAUCGGGCAGUACGGGGGGACGUGGAGAAGCUGUAUCUGGACCAUGA